Messenger RNA from Fusarium sp. VM40, 708 nucleotides. The record is from the annotation of a GenBank genome assembly. Lineage: Eukaryota; Fungi; Ascomycota; Sordariomycetes; Hypocreales; Nectriaceae.
AUGGCUCCUGGAGCUCCCCCAAACUAUUAUGCUAUUCUCGAGAUCUCUGAUAAGGCGACCACUCAGCAGAUUCGAGAUGCUUACAAACGCGCCGCACUAAAGACGCACCCUGAUCGCGUCGCCAGUGACGCCCCAGAACGAGCCGAGCGAACUCGCAAGUUCCAGCUCGUCAACGACGCAUACUACGCUCUAUCUGAUCCCGUGCGCCGUCGCGAGUACGAUGCCCAGCGCAACAUAUUCAACACCGCCACCCCUUCAGACCCCUUCGAGGACAUCCCCGAGACUGAGACGGAGGGUGGCGCUGGGCCGCGACAGAGCCCUUACUCAUGGGCAUGGAACUUCUUCACCAAUCAAGCAACAGGUGGUCAGGCGCCACCUGGAGACCGCGAGCAGACUGAGAAUGCGCAGUUCAGCGAUGUAUUCGAGGAGAUGAUGCGCGAAGAGGGCAUGGCUGAGGGUAGCGAUAACCACCCUACCAGCAAGUUCUGGAGCAUGCUAGGCGGAGUUAGCGGCGGUGCCCUCGGAUUCAUCGUCGCCAACGUCCCCGGUCUCGUAGCCGGCGCCGUGGCAGGAAACAGACUGGGAGCUGUCCGGGAUGCCAAGGGGAAGAGCGUGUACUCUGUGUUCCAGGAACUUCCCCAGGGCGACAAGUCACGGCUUCUCAGCCAGCUAGCGGCCAAGGUGUUCAGCCACGCUGUUGGUGUUUAA